AGUUCAAAACUAGAUGGUAUGAUUUCCAGGUGAGAGGAGAAGAUUCAAAAGGGGCCUGAGGGGGAGGUUUUUCACACAGAGAGUGGUUCGUAUGUGGAAUGAACUGCCAGAGGAAGUGCUCGAUGCAGAUGCUGCCUGAUCAGCUGAGCUUUUCCUGUUUUUAUAUUAAGACUGAACUUAAUCGCUGCAGAAACCUCAAGUGAGGAAAUGCAUGAAGAAAAAUAACAGGAAUGAUUGGUUCAGGUAAACUUUAUGUUACAAAUUAUGGUGACCAGGAUUUUUGUAACCUACAUAUUUCUCAUUUUACUGAGCUGGAUGUCUGUCCAGUCACUGAACAGAUGUCAGCUAACUAAUAUCACAAUCUCUGUAGAGAAGGAAGAAUGUGGAUAUUGUGGCAUGGUCAAUGCAACUUGGUGUGCUGGUUACUGCUUCACUAAGGAUCCAGUCAGCAAGAAUUCUUUGGCCACCAUCUAUCAAGAUAUUUGCAGCUACAAAGAAAUUGUCUAUGAAACCAUAACCAUUCCAAACUGCCCUGCCAAUGUUGAUCCUUACUACACCUAUGCCAUCGCUACAGGCUGUCAAUGUGGAAUGUGUAACACUGAAACCACUGAUUGUACAGUUUCAGCUCUGGAACCUACACACUGUUCCCUGACACCAUAAAGGGCAAAUGACAUUAAUAAAGUAUAGAUAACUUCCUUUCGUGGGUUCGCAGAAAAGGCAUCUAAUGCACACUCAUGCUAUUCUAAACUGAUUUGGGAACCAUAUUAAUCAGUGUAGAGUAGCUUAAUAUUGAGUAGUUCUGGAAAUGUUUCUUUUAAUUUGUGUGCCUGCUACUUGUAAGACAUUUGUAAGUUAUGUGUUGCCUUAUUUUAGUACAUUUUUAUGAAUUAUAAUGAAAGGAAUGAACCACUGAGAAAAGUUUUAAAGCAACAUGUUUAUGGCUGUAAGCAACAUUUCUAUGUGUUGAAAUACGUGUUGGUUUUGUAUGAUCUAUAAUGUAAUUUAUA
This is a messenger RNA of Stegostoma tigrinum, 1007 nucleotides long. It is a transcript of the gene fshb, whose product is annotated as follicle stimulating hormone subunit beta. The transcript has 5 exons. Lineage: Eukaryota; Metazoa; Chordata; Chondrichthyes; Orectolobiformes; Stegostomatidae. The coding region runs from base 253 to 660 and encodes 135 amino acids. The record is from RefSeq and is a predicted model, not a curated record. Gene Ontology annotation, cellular component: cytoplasm; extracellular region. Gene Ontology annotation, molecular function: hormone activity. Gene Ontology annotation, biological process: G protein-coupled receptor signaling pathway.